Saccoglossus kowalevskii is the source of this 1432-nucleotide messenger RNA. RefSeq names its product exosome complex component RRP40-like. Lineage: Eukaryota; Metazoa; Hemichordata; Enteropneusta; Harrimaniidae. Gene Ontology annotation, biological process: TRAMP-dependent tRNA surveillance pathway; U4 snRNA 3'-end processing; nuclear-transcribed mRNA catabolic process, deadenylation-dependent decay. Gene Ontology annotation, molecular function: RNA binding. The record is from RefSeq and is a predicted model, not a curated record. Gene Ontology annotation, cellular component: nuclear exosome (RNase complex); cytoplasmic exosome (RNase complex).
CCAUCAUGGCGGCACAUGUGAAUGAAGUUGUUCUUCCAGGUGAUAUUUUACAAGAAUUAAGUGAUUCCGAGCAAUAUCCCAAACUUAGACUGGGUCCAGGUCUUAGGAUAGAUGUAGAUAAUGUGGUUGUAUGCAAAUGCGGCAUUCUGAGGUUUAGAGAACCGAGUGUGUUCUGGGUAGACACACACCAGAAACGGUAUGUUCCAGUUAAAGGGGAGAAUAUUCUGGGAAUUGUGAUAUCCAAAGCCGGUGAUGUAUUCAAAGUUGAUAUCGGCAGUAGUGAAAUGGCCACUUUGUCAUAUCUUGCGUUUGAAGGAGCAACUAAGCGUAACCGACCGAAUGUACAGAUUGGUGAUUUGAUAUAUGGUAAAUUAUUGGUAGCUAAUAAAGACAUGGAACCUGAGAUAGUGUGUAUUGAUAGUACUGGUAGAAGUAGUGGACUCGGUGUAAUAUCAGGAGGUUUCAUGUUUAAAUGUUCACUGGGACUUGUCAGAAAAAUUGUAUCUCCGGACUGUCAGUUGAUGAAGCUACUUGGCAAGCACAUGCCGUACGAGACUGCUGUCGGAUUAAAUGGAAGAAUAUGGAUAAAAGCAAAGACGUUAUCACAUACGAUUGCAAUAUCUAAUGCUGUGUGUUGUGCCGAAUACAUGUCUAAGAAACAAACUGAAGUGAUGGUUAAACAAAUUGUCAGUUCACAAUGGACGUGAGAAUUGCUCAAUAAAAGAACUUUUACACUGUUGAUGAUUUUUUAACUUUGCCUGUCAGAUUUUAUUAUUUUUUAAAAAAAGAUUAUUACAGAUACUAUCGGGAAAGUGGCAAUCCUGUGAAUGUUGUCAUCUUUUUUUAUUCGCAUGAUAUCACACUUGUAGGAUAAUGGACUAAUUGAAUUAAACUUAUUUCAGACAUGCUCUUUGAUAAUCCAUACCUUUGCAUUUAGUUCGAAAACUGGGUUUAUAGUUUUAUCUCUUCAUGUGUGCCUCCACAUCUGUAUCUCUGACAUGCUUGAACCGAUUGCAUUCAAACUUCACAAACACUUCAUACAUCAUGUCACUUAUUUACAUAUCCGUCUGUUUCACCAUCAAAUUCAAGAUGGCCAGCUAAUACAACAUGAAAAUUACCGAUCAAGAUCUUAGUUGUGCAUAGUAAAAUUUCAUUCAAACAUGGACCAUAAUGGAACCUUGAUGACACCAUUUUGUUAAAUUUUUGCCUUCAAUACCCUCAACAUACUAGUACUUGGGUUCCUUCUAAGCUUCCGACUUAGAGAGAAAUGUGUCAAUCCUAGAGACUGUCUUAUUUGUGUGUCUUGACUGAUCAUUUUUACGAGAUAAAUUUUGAUGUGUAAUAUUUGUUUUUAUGACAGGGUUACAAAGAGAACACAAGAUAUUCAGAAUUUUAAUUCAAUUGCAAAUGAAUAAAAAACAUACCAUAUUAA